Messenger RNA from Plasmodium inui San Antonio 1, 1869 nucleotides. Its product is annotated as myo-inositol-1-phosphate synthase. The transcript is spliced from 2 exons. The coding region runs from base 1 to 1869 and encodes 622 amino acids. Gene Ontology annotation, cellular component: cytoplasm. Gene Ontology annotation, biological process: inositol biosynthetic process; phospholipid biosynthetic process. Lineage: Eukaryota; Apicomplexa; Aconoidasida; Haemosporida; Plasmodiidae. The record is from RefSeq and is a predicted model, not a curated record. Gene Ontology annotation, molecular function: inositol-3-phosphate synthase activity.
AUGGAAAACUUCCAGGGACUGAAGUUCGCGGCGAAGGCGCCAACAGGAAGCAGCGCCUACGGAAAGGAGGACGGGAUCGAGGUGAAAUUCGACAGGAAGGAAGACGACAACUUUGUGUACGCGACGUACGAACAUGUGGAGACGCAAGUGCAGAAGGAGGGGAGCAGUGGCAGUGGUGGAAAAGGUGGCGCAGGGGGAAAGGUCACGUUCUCUUGCAAGAAGGUGAGCACGAGCUACGAAAUCAAGGUGGAGAAAAUGAAGGAGAAAAAACUGGGGGUGUUAUUAAUCGGCAUUGGAGGAAACAACGCCACGACGUUGUUAGGAGGAAUCUGUGCAAACGCGAAGAAGCUAAUGUACACAAAUAAGUACGACGUGAAGAAGGCAAACUAUUUGGGCAGUGUCUUCCUCUCUUCCAACGUGAGGCUAGGCUAUGAUGCAAAGAGUCGAGAGCAUUCCUAUUGUCCCAUACACAAGCUAAUCGAGGUGUACAAUCCGGAGAAUAUCACCUUCGGAGGAUGGGAUCUUAACAAUCUGAAUUUAAAAGAUUGUCUUAUGCGAAACAAAGUAUUUGAACAAGACUUGGUAGAAAAAAUAAAAGACGACAUGAACUACGUCCCACUGAAGAGUGUCUACUUCAAAGGUAAUUUCAUUGCAGCCAAUCAGCAGAAGAGAGUAAACAAUAUUCUUGUGGGAAACAAUAAGCUAGAAGUUCUGGAACAAGUGAGAGGACAGAUCUGUAGCUUUAAGAAGGCAAAUAAUUUAGACGAAGUAAUUGUCCUAUGGUCUGGGAACACUGAGAAGAACAUUCCAUACAUCGAAGGGGUGAAUGAUACAUAUGAAAAUAUCCUUCUGGCAUGUAAGAAUAAUCACCCAUCUGUUUCUCCAAGUAUUGUGUAUGCCUUGGCCUCGAUUUUGGAGAACUCUCCCUUUAUCAACAGCAGUCCCCAGAAUACUCUCGUCAGUGGUGUGGUACAUCUGGCUGAGCAGAAAGGCAUCUUCAUCGUCGGAAAUGACUUGAAGACGGGCCAAACGAAGAUCAAGAACUUCCUCCUCGACUUUUACUUCGGCACGGGCCUGAAACCGAAGAGUAUCGUCUCGUACAACCACCUCGGAAACAACGACGGAAAGAACCUCUCCUCGGAGCUCCAAUUUUACAGCAAGAAAAUCUCAAAGAGCAACCUCAUCUGUGAUUACGUCAAGGCGAAUGAGCAUAUGUACGCUGACGAAGAAGAAGAGGCAGCCCUGUCCAGUAAAUUCAUCAAACAGAGUGCAGACUACUGCAAGGGAGACAGCCUGUUGUCCACCUCCACGGACGUCACAGAUCUGGAAGCGGAUUACGCAUAUGCAGAGGCGAUAGAAAAGCAGAAGGUUAACAGCGAGAUUGUUAUAAAGUAUGUCCCCUAUGUAGGAGAUGAUAAGAAAGCCAUCGAUGAGUAUAUUAGUGAAAUUUUUAUGAACGGGAAGAACACAAUUUCGCUGUAUAAUGUUUGCCAGGAUUCUCUGUUGGCUUCUCCCAUUUUGAUUGAUUUAAUUCUUUUGGUGGAAUUGUCUCAGAGAGUUUACUUUAAGGGUCCAUCUUUAAGUGCCUCGGGAAUUGUUCCCGGUGCGCAGUCCAAGAUCAGCAACCCUAUUAGCGUUGGUCCGGAUUAUAAAUUGGCUCACACCAUUGUAAAAGCGAAGUAUCCGGAAUUUAAAAAAAUGGAAUGUGUUCUCUUCUUAUCCAGUCUUUUCUGUAAAUCUCCCUUCAAUUCAAGUGUGUACAAAACGAGGCACUCUUUCUUUUCCCAGCUGGAGAGUCUCUGCAACUAUGUACGAAUCAUUUGUGGUCUCCCCGUGGACGACCACUUGGACCUCCCCUACAUGAUCUAA